Molecule: messenger RNA, 1744 nt
Organism: Hermetia illucens (black soldier fly)
Lineage: Eukaryota; Metazoa; Arthropoda; Insecta; Diptera; Stratiomyidae
Product: glycerate kinase
Exons: 1
Coding region: 51-1538 (495 amino acids)
Biological process (GO): protein phosphorylation
Cellular component (GO): cytoplasm
Molecular function (GO): glycerate kinase activity
Source: RefSeq, a predicted model, not a curated record
AAUCAAUCUGUUAUCAGCAGUGAAGCUGUCACCGUAGAUUCGUGUUUACAAUGAAGAAGUGCUACAUUUCCGACUUGCGUAAAGUGUUUCAACGUGCAGUGGAUUCAGUGCAGCCAACGACGAUAUUCUCUACAGGUGGAUAUCUCCAUCGUGUCAAAUCCCAGACCGGCGAGACCAUUCGAGUCGGCGACCAAGCUGUUUCCCUGGAGAACAAGAAAUGUCACCUUGUCGGCUUCGGUAAAGCAGUCCUGGGUAUGGCAGUUCAGGCGGAGCGGGUACUUGCUGAUCGGUUGGUGUCUGGAGUAAUAAGCAUUCCUAACGGAACCAUGGCUAAAUUCAGUGGCGUCCCCGAGAUGACUUUAUCAGCUGGGAGUGUGAUACAAGUUCAUGAAGGGGCUCUCAACAAUCUUCCAGAUGAAAAUUCAAUGCAAGCCGCAAAGAGGAUCCUAAGCUUAGCAGAAUCUAUGACUAAUAAUGAUAUCCUUUUCGUCCUCAUAUCCGGGGGUGGAUCGGCUCUGCUUCCUAUUCCCAUUGAGCCCAUUACAUUGGAACAGAAAACCAAUUUGAUUCGAAAUUUAGCCCGAAAAGGAGCUGAUAUCGAGGAGUUGAAUGUUGUACGAAUUGCAAUGUCGCAAACGAAAGGAGGAAAGCUCGCCAGGGCGGCAGGGGAUGCAUAUAGAAUUUUUUCAUUAGUUAUCAGCGAUAUUGUAAAUGACCCGCUGCAUCUUAUAGGCAGCGGCCCUACAGUUGAAUUUAAGGAGGAUGGUCGGACAGCUAGGAGUAUAUUGGAGAAGUACCAACUUUGGAACGAGUUAGAUGCUAACAUUCAGGACGUAUUUACAAAAACUACCCCGAAAAAUACCAAAAUUAUGGAAAACAAUUUUGUCUAUUUGAUUGGAAGCAACAAAAUUGCUGCCAACGCAGCUUUACAAUGCUCUCAGGAAAUGGGUUAUAAAACGUGUAUCCUAUCAACAUCGAUUGUCGGGUCCCUGGAUGAGGUUGUGCAAAAGUACUCCUUCUUCCUCAAAAAGCUUCUAGCAUAUUUGCGACAUAAUAUCGACGAGCGACAGUUUUCAGCGACAUAUCCUUUUGGACAGGAUUCUCUCAGUCGACUACUAGAUACGAUCCGAUCAUGCAAUCCUGGAGAUUCUUUAUGUCUAAUACUUGCAGGCGAGCCAACAGCCUUGGUUAAGGGCAACGGGAAAGGUGGCCGAAAUCAAGAACUGGCGUUGAGGAUGUCCAGAAUCUUUUAUGAAAACGAGUCACUUCGGACGCUGGGUUUCCUGAGCGCAGGCACUGAUGGAAUCGAUGGACCAACCGAUGCAGCUGGAGCUAUUGGAUCCUCAGAAGUGAUUGAAAAAUUCCUGGAAACCAGAAAGAUGGAAGAUCUUGAGGACUACCUAGAGCGCAAUGAUUCGUAUAAUUUUUAUAAAAAUUUAGGACAAAAGGAUUUCCAUGUUGUUACUGGUCAUACAGGCACAAAUGUUAUGGACAUUCAUUUGAUUAUUGUCCCAGUACCUGGUGUUCACAAGUUAUAACGUUGUAAGGAAGUUGCUCCACUAUCUAAAGAUCUUAAACUUUAAAGAUAUUUAGAAGAUUGUGACAGAUAUAGUUGUAAAUAUGGUAAAUUCUGCAUUUAUUAUAAAAAUAAUUGUGUUUCAGAUACAAGAUAAAGAUUCGCUGGUCCACAAUUGACUUGUGUAUUGUACAAACAUGACAAUAAAUACAUAGAGAGAUAUCUUAA